CACCAAAAAGAAGAAGACUAAUUGUUCACAACAUGUCACAACAGCAAUUUUAAUAUUUUUACAAGAAUUACAAGAUAAAAAAAAGAUAACAGACUGGUAAUUGAUGAUGUGAUACCGAUUUCUUUAAAAUAAUAACAGAAUGACGAAGAGCCAGUUGUCUUUUAGGCUUCGACAAAAUGCACCGCAACAAACUCGUAGGGAAUCCCGCGAUAAAAGUCACAAAAAACCUCAAAAACCACCACCAAAUAAACCAGUAGAAGUUUCAACCAGUACCAGUCCCGGCUUAAUAUUUCCAGCAAGCGAUACAGCCUUUAAAACACUUCUAUCAGCAAGAUUUUGUGCUGCAAUAUGGUCACACAUAUCAGAUUGUGAUGAAACUUUCAAUUACUGGGAACCUAUGCAUUACUUAAUUUUUGGUAAAGGCCUGCAAACAUGGGAAUACAGUCCUCAGUUUGGGCUGAGAUCUUACUUUUACUUAAUGCUACAUGCAGCACCUGCUUGGAUAUAUCAUAAAUUGGUACAGCCCAAUCCUUUACUAAUGUUCUAUUUUGUUAGGUGCAUAUUAGGAGUCAUAUGUGCCAGUUGUGAAGUUUAUUUUUAUAAGUCAGUUUGUAGAGAAUUUGGAGUUCACAUUGGUAGAAUAUGUCUGGCAUUUCAGUUGUUCUCAGCUGGAAUGUUUAUUUCUAGUACAUCAUUUUUGCCAUCCAGUUUUGCCAUGUAUACAUUUGCAGCAGCAUGUGCGUCGUGGUGGCAGCAAAAGUAUGCCUUAGCGAUAUUUUUUACUGCACUUGGAUCCUUGUUAGGUUGGCCUUUUGCAGCCUUACUGGGCGUUCCAAUAGCUUUUGAUAUGUUAUUCAGAAGGAAACUGUACCUGGAUUUUGUAGCAUGGUCUGCAUUAUGUGCUCUAGUCAUUUUAGUACCAAUGGUGGUUGUAGAUUCUAUGCUUUUUGGUAAAUUAAUUAUAGCUCCUGUAAAUAUUGUGCUAUAUAAUGUGUUUGGAGGAGCAGGACCAAAUCUUUAUGGUACUGAACCGUUUACCUUUUAUCUCCUCAACGGUUUUGUAAACUUCAAUUUUGUUUGGAUCUUCGCUUUAUUGAGUCCUAUAGCAAUAACCUUAAACUACUUCUGUGUGCCAGCUAAGAAUAAAUGCACAGUAUACCUACCAUACUGGCUGUCAUUGAGUCCUUUAUAUUUAUGGCUUCUUGUUUUUAUGAUUCAAGAACACAAAGAAGAAAGAUUCCUUUAUCCGGUGUAUCCCCUGAUUUGUCUUAGUGGAGCCAUCACUGUUGAUAUAAUCCAAAAAUUGUGGUUUAGAAUUUUGAACUUCCUGCAGAAAAUGCCUCAAGGGACACAUUACUUGGAUAAGACUAUGUUUAUAAUGUUUAUUAGUAUACUGUUGACUUCUUUACUGGGUAUAUCCAGAAUACUAUCUCUUUAUCGAAACUAUCACGCAUCUAUCGAUUUGAUGAUGGAAUUAAAUAAGUAUCCAGUGGAACAAAAGAUUUCCGAAAGAGCUCAGAUUAAUGUUUGUUAUGGAAAAGAAUGGCACAGAUAUCCCAGUUCCUUCUUUCUGCCAAAUGUUAACUGGAAUAUUAGAUUUAUAAAGUCAGAAUUUGACGGAAUGUUACCGGCGCCUUACUCAGUGGGCGACAACGCUACCAGCAUCGUCCACGAAUACUUCAACGACCAAAAUCGAGAAGCUCCCGAGCUCUACUUCGAUAUUAACAAGUGCCACUUUCUCGUGGACACCGACUUGGGCAAAGAAACCGCACUGGAGCCCAAUUAUGCCAACCAGAAGGACCGAUGGAAAGUGAUUAAGACUCAUCGUUUCCUAAACCAGUCCAAAUCGCAUCCACUUUUUAGGUCGUUUUAUAUUUUGUAUUGGUCUGAUCGGUAUGUCACUUUUAGCAACUUUAGUCUGUUGCAGUCGACUAGAUUAAAAAUAAAAUAACAAACAGCGAAAAAGAAGCUAAAAGAUAAUUAUGGUGUUUUGACAAUAGUACCACAUAUGUUAUGAAUUUAUAAUGUUCAUUUUGGUAAGCUUCGCAAUCUCAAUUCUUCAUACUUUGAUAAUAAAAUUGAUGAAUGGUCGAAAUAUAGGAGAAACAAUUUUUUUCCUAUUAAUUUGUAAGUGAUUAAUUAAAAUAAUUUUUCAAUUCAUAAAUUAUUUUAUUUAUCAUGCCAUUUAUUCUAUUCACUUUUGUUCGUAGGUUUCUCUUUGGCUGUAAUGUUUCUUGUUGGUCAAAGGUUUAAGAUUUUCAGGACAUACAUUUGCUUAAUUUCCACGAGACAGUAUAUAAUUGUAGUAAGUUUAUUUCAUCUCUACGCGGUCGACAGGAUGUCGUUUGAAUAAUUACUGUAAAAAUGGUGUCAUCUUGAUAUUCUACACCAGCUUGCAUAUCGUGCCGUUUCUUCAUACGGUCGCUAGCGAUCUGAAGGUGGAAACGGACCAAUGGCAGCUAAUCUGAAAAGCUCAAAGUAGGUGGCGCUCGUGUAGUUGGAGGUCACGUUAACUUACGUCAACACUUCAAAUCAAUCUAUUUCUUAGUAAAUAUUGCAUAUUUUUUCGCUGUGUGAAUUAAACUUCAGAAAAUAAAAUCCCUCAAUGUUGUGCUGUGCAUUUGGGCUCACCGAGAACAUCAGGACACUGUAUUCUGAUGAGAAAAAAGUGGAUUGUAGCAAUAAGAGGGGAUAAAUAUGUGCCAACAAUAAAUGCACGUAUCUGCAAUAAACAUUUUGUUAAAACAGAUUACGUAUUGCCCCUAGAUUCGACUGUAAAAAAUAGAAUACUUCAUUAUAAAAUUCAGAUCAAAAUUGAUUAUAAACGCAGGGAUUAAGAUAUGCAAUUUUAUAUACAUUCACACUGUUGCCACACAUCUACAAUCGCUUUUUAUGGAGUGAAAAUAUGAAAAAAUUUAUAUUUGAAAUAAUAAUAUAGAAAAAUGUGAAAAUAGGACUUUCGGUGGUGUUUGGCCCGUUGAUUCAUUAACAGUGAUCUGUAGGCCAUUGCGAAGAACUGAAGGUAUUGGUCCCAGUCUCGCUGGUGAUUGGACACCAUCUUUGUCAAAUACUUGCCGACUGUCUUAUUCAUUCGCUCUACCAUUUCAUCCGAUUGCGGGUAAUAAGCUGUAGUCCUUGUCUUCUUUAUGCCUAGUCUAUCACAGAUUCCCUGAAAUACAUCGCUUUCGAAGUUCCUUCUUUGGUUACUAUGGAUCUCCAAAGGCACUCCAAAUCGGCUGAUGUACUCUUUGAUCAACACAUCUGCAAUAGUGGCGGCCUUCUGGUCUGGAAUAGCGUAGAUCUCGGCCCAUUUUGUGAAGUAAUCUAUUACGACCAACAUAUACCUACUUACAAUCAUCUUCACUUUCUGAUAGGAGCCUUUAUUUUCCGGUACGAUCCGUUACUCGUAGCACAAGUAGUACAUUUCUUACACCAGUCCUUUACAUCGUUGGAAUUAUUCAUCCAAUAAAACCGUUCCCGAAUUCUCUGAAGGAUUUUCUUUACACCAAGAUGCCCUCCUAAUGGACUGUCGUGUAACUGACGAAGUACUUCGGCUAUUCUGCUCUUUUGAUUCACCAAUUGUUCUCUCCGCUGAAGCGUCAUCAUUUUCCAAUACUCGUUAAGCAAGCUGUCCUCCAUGAUAAUAGAGUCCCUCUUGGCCCAAUACGGCUUGAUAUUUCUUGCCAAGAUGAUCGACGAUUUUCUUUUGUCCAUUUUCGAAUUUUCUGGAUCUAAAAUUGGCCCAUUCGCCAUUUUAAUUACUUACGACACUAAAACACCAAAAACAGCUGCCCUAGUUCAUGUCUCAAAUAUUUAUAAAUAGUCCAGUCGGGUUAGACGAAUAACAGGCCUAACCUUGCAUUAGGAGUUGCCCCAAAUUUUAUUUUUCUAUUCUUUGGGGGGACGGGGGGGCGGUUAAUAGUAGUGUAAAUUUAAAAUCUCGGCUGAAUUCUGCCGUUGCGUUAGCCGUAAUCUUGAUUUUAAACGAGAACCGUUUUUGCUCAAUAGCUUCGCCAUUUUCAACUUUUCGACAAAAAGUAUAACAACCAAAAUUGUAGAAAAUAUGAUUUUCUAUCAUUUCUAUUCUUACAAAUUUUUCGUGCCGUCGAUAUUUUCCGAGUAAUGGCGGAAAAUAGUGACAGUUAGAGCAUAAUUAUUGAAUUAUCUCGUUUAUUAUUAGUUUUACGACAAAAAUGUUCCAAUACAAAAAUAGAGAGAAUUAAAUUCUACAUAAUUUUGAUUUCUUUCAUUUUUUUGCUAAAGUUAAUAUUUAAGGUAGUACGUAUGCGGUAAUGGCGCGAGCGUAAGACCUGAUGGAUUUUGUAUCAAUUGUUUUUGUUCAAUAUCUACGCCAUUUUCAACUAAAAUUGUUCCAAAUAUGAUUUCCUACAAUUUCUUUUUAACAAUUUUUUCAUGCGGUUGAUAUUUUCCGAGUUAAGUGGGAAAAUAGUAAAAAGUGGUGGGGGGAACAUAAUUACUGAAUUACUUUACCGCAUACGUACUACCUUAAAUAUUGAUUUUAUCAAAAAAUUUAAAGAGAUCAAAAAUGUACAAAAUUUAAUUCUCUUGAUUUUUAUAUAGGUUCAGAUUUGUUGUAAAACUAAUAAUAAACGAGAUAAUUCAAUAAAUCAAUAAUUAUGCUCUAACCAAAGAAUACAGCACCCAACUGCUGGGGUGCUGUAUUCUUUGCUGUAACUGUCACUAUUUUCCCCCCAUAACUCAGAAAAUAUCGACCGCACGAAAAAAAUUAUUAAUCAACGAAAUUAUAGAAAAUCGCAUUUUCAACAAUUUCAGUUUCUACACUUUUUGUUGAGAAUGGCGGAGAUAUUGAGCAAAAACGGUUCUCGUUUAAAAUCAAGAUGGCGGCUAACGCAACGGUCAAAUUCAGUCGAGAUUUUAAAUUUAUACUACUAUUGACCCCCCCUAAAGAUUAGAAAAAUAAAAUCUGGGGCAGCUCGUAAUGCAAGGUCAAAUGCUAUCCCGACUGGGCUAAAAAUCAAGUUAAGUGUUCAAAUGGUCCAAAUACAUUUGUUUAUGGAUGACUAUUGUCAAAACACUCUGUUUAUCUCUAAUUAGUUUAUAAAUGUAGAUUGAUUUGUAACAUAAAUAUGAUAACAUAGUGUAACAAUAAUGAACUGGAUAAUACAGAGCUCUAUACUUCAUUCAGCAAGCGAGGCAAAAGAGGAAGAGAAUCAUAAAAAUAGGUUUGAUAGAAAUAUUUCAAGGCCAACAAGGAUUUAAAUGUCAAUUAUCACAGUAUUAUGAGAAUGCUUUGAGUCAACCAAUUGACAAAAGAUUAAUUUAAACGAUUCUUCUUUAGUUCCAACUGGAUCUACUGUUUCUUGUUAAGUGUUGUCAACUAGUUCUUUUUGGUCAAAGCAACCUUUAUUUUAUUAUAUUAUAUUUAUAUAUAUUUUAGUAUAUUAGUGUACCAAUGCGAUUUCUGUAAACUUUCUCACCUGGUAUGAGUGGAAAUACUUAAAUCACAGGAUUUGUGUUUUGGUAUCAUUAUUCAUAGUUUUUCCAUCAUCUUUAAAACACCAAUGGCAAAAUCGAGUUCCAUGGCACGUCGUCAAAAGCCAUUAAUCGAUGAAAUACUGAAAUACACAUUUCGUUAGCUUUUCGUGUCAAAAUUAUUUUUGAAACCAAAGUGUGUGGCUUAUAUUUCUUCCUAAUGUAUGUUAAGCAUUUGGCUGCUAACAAUUGAUCUAAACGAUCUACUACUACAUGUCGAUUUAUAGCGUUCUCCGCCGUUUUCAGAUUUCUAAUCGUCACUUCAUCCGGUCAUUCCAUAGGUUCUCUUAUAGGUUUCUUUCUCUAAGCUUUAUGUCUUUUCAUUCUCCCCAUCUUGUUCUCGGUCUACCUUGUUUUCUCUUACCUUCUGAUUGCCCUUUUAGUGUUUCCUUUGGUAUUCGUUUUCAUCCAUUCGUGUACCAUUCCUCUUCAUGUACCAUUUACUAGAUCUAUACUGAUUCGUUGAAAUACUCUACCUAGCUAGGUGGAAUGAAGUAUAUCGUCUUGCCACACUCCAACUUUUACACAAUAAAACAUAUUUUCGUUUGCUACGUACGUUAUAGAACUUUACCAUUGUGAUAUCACCAUUUUUUUUAAUAUUUAGGCUACCCAAAUGUAUAAUGGUUUUUUUAAAAGUAGCUCUAAAAGACUGACAGAGUUAUAGAGUACCAAAAUGUGAACUAUAAGUUCAAAAGUACUGUUAGCUUUGAAUGAGAUUAAUAAUUGAAAAUAAAUAUUAAUAAGAAGGGUAAAUAUAAAAUUAUUGUUAUGUGCAAUUUUUGUUACUUUUUUUUCAUACAACUUUUGUAUGUUUUGUUAAUAAAUGUUAUUCGACAGUGA
Molecule: messenger RNA, 6354 nt
Organism: Diabrotica virgifera virgifera (western corn rootworm)
Lineage: Eukaryota; Metazoa; Arthropoda; Insecta; Coleoptera; Chrysomelidae
Product: alpha-1,2-mannosyltransferase ALG9
Exons: 8
Coding region: 140-1951 (603 amino acids)
Biological process (GO): protein N-linked glycosylation
Cellular component (GO): endoplasmic reticulum membrane
Molecular function (GO): alpha-1,2-mannosyltransferase activity
Source: RefSeq, a predicted model, not a curated record